Cuscuta campestris is the source of this 1203-nucleotide messenger RNA. Lineage: Eukaryota; Viridiplantae; Streptophyta; Magnoliopsida; Solanales; Convolvulaceae. The record is from the annotation of a GenBank genome assembly.
CCUACAAAAUGUAGCAUGCAUGUCACGUACUCCCAUUAUUAUCCAUAUCCCAAUUCCAAUCUUUCGUCACAAGAAUGGCACCUGACGCAAGCAGCGGUGGCGUGGCGGCGGCUCGGCCGGCGGCAGCGGCGGGGAGGGCGUACGUGACGUUCCUGGCGGGAGACGGGGACUACGUGAAAGGGGUGGUUGGGUUGGUGAAGGGGUUGAGGAAGGUGGGGGCCGCAUAUCCGGUGGUGGCGGCAGUUUGGCCGGAUGUCCCGGAGGAGCACCGCCGCUUGCUGGUGGCGCAGGGCUGCGUCGUCCGCGAAAUCGAGCCGUUGUAUCCUUCACAGGACGAGUCUCCGUUUGCUCGGGAUUACUAUGUUGUGAACUACUCUAAGCUCCAGUUUUGGCAGUUUGUGGAGUAUAGCAAAAUGAUAUACUUGGAUGCGGACAUGCAAGUCUUCCAAAACAUAGACCACUUGUUCGAUCUGCCGAACGGGUAUCUCUACGCGGUGGCGGAUUGCGUGUGCGAGGAGCACGGGCCGCCGUGCCCGGAGACGCUCCCGUGGCCGGAGACCUUGUUGGGGCCCAGGCCGUCUUUUUACUUCAACGGCGGCAUGUUUGUGUUCCAACCAAAUCUCUGCACCUACAAAAGCCUCUUGAAGUGUUUCCAAGUCACCCCUCCCACUGCUUUCGCCGAGCAGGACUUCUUAAAUAUGUUCUUCAAAGACAAGUGCAAGCGACUCCCGUACGUUUACAACAUGCUAGUGAACAUGCUAUGGCGCCAUCCUGACAAAGUGGAGCUCAGCAAAGCCAAAGUUGUCCACUAUUGCGUUGACGGGGCAAAGCCGUGGCGGUACACCGGGAAGGAAGAUCAGAUGAGCCGGGAUGAGAUCAAGGCGCUCGUGAACAUGUGGCGGGAUAUCUACAAUGAACCAAGUCUCGAUUACAACGACCACUCUCUUAAAAAAGUCAGCUAUAAUAAUGCUGGUGUCUACGCCGCCACCUAUGGAUUGGAUGGCGACGAAACCCGUGAGUUGGUCACAACUGCAAAUGUAGCCGUGACCACUGAUCUCUUCGACCUCGGUAUGAAUCUAAUCGGAGUUCAAUGUGUUGUUAAUGGUCCAUCAGCGGCGUAGUGUUUGGUUUGGAUCAAGUUUUUUAUGUGCAUUUAUAUUAAUAAAGUUUACUGGGAGUCUCUAAUAAUUAAUUUCUAAUUUA